ACACGCUCAGGCCUCUGCGAUGUUAUCUUCACGCGCCGCCUGCUCUUAUCGGGAAAACCCUCCCAAAUAGAUAAGCUUCCAAUUGUUCCGAGGAUCACACCUAAUUAAGGAAUGCAGAUCCGGGUGAAAUGCGGUUGCGCAGAGAGCUGCCCGGAAUGGGCAAUCGUGGAGCUUCAAGGCGUCAUUGAGGCCCAACCCGCCUUCGCGAAUCGCCUUCAAGACCUCCAAAUCGGCGUUCUCUGUCGCCCUUCUGCUCAGGAGAUUUAUACCUUUACAGUUGGGUAUCACGAGCUGACUGGGAACAAAGUGCCCUUGAAGAAACCUAUGCUAAUAUUGAAGAAAAGGAAGCUAGAGGAAGAUACUGAUAUUAACACACCUGGAGUGGAAUUGGACGUAAUUGGGAUUAUUCGCCAGAAAGUUCUCUUCAAAACCAGACCAAGGGCGCUCAUAUCCAAAUCCGAGCCAGUUGUGAAGGAAAAGAAGCCUCACAUUGCAGCUAAGUCAACAGAGUGAAUGAAUGGUACUAUGAGCAUUUGCAGAUGGUUUAAAAUAUGUUUGUCAAGUGAGGACACACGAAUGCUUAUUUUUAUAUUUGACGUCGCAUAUCAGUUGUUAAAUUGUUCUCUGGCGGCUCCCUUAUUUUGUUGCAUGUGCCUUCCUGGUUCCUGAACCAUGACAAUAUAGAGAAACUUGUUCUUUCCCUGGUUUCAUGUACACAAAUUUUGAUGCAAAAUUACUUGGUUGAAGUGUUGAACAAUGCUAAAGUAAUAAAUUUAAGCUAUAUACAGAGUACUUCAGAUAACAAAUUUAAGCUAUGUUA
Messenger RNA from Cuscuta campestris, 820 nucleotides. NCBI's taxonomy places the organism in Eukaryota, Viridiplantae, Streptophyta, Magnoliopsida, Solanales, Convolvulaceae. The record is from the annotation of a GenBank genome assembly.